AGCUGGAGAAGGAGCAGCAGAGGGGUGAGGGCUGCCAUCACCACUUGCAGCUCUGCAGACCCUGCCCAUCCCACCCAGGUGCCCUCAGUCAGAUGAUACAGCUGCGGAGAUGGACAAAGGAUGCCAACCACAGAUGGAUGGGCAAAACAAAAUGCUGAAAGAACAACUAGAGUCUCAUCUCCGUUUUGAAGCAGACAGGGCAGAGGUGCUGCUUAUGGCAAAAGGCAGAUGUAUCAUGUGUGGGCCGGCUGGCAGCAGGAGGAAGCACAGCACUGAACCGGCAUCUCCAGUAGAGAAGUACUCCAUUCUUCACACGGCGGUUCAUAGAGCAAGAACAGAAACUAAGCACAAAGCAGAAGUAAAUGAAGAAGGUGGUGUGUGUCCUAGUAAAGUACUCCCAAAACAACAUAAAGAUGAAAGAGAAGAGUCUGUUUGUGAGCCCACGGGAAGGUCUGGCCAUGAGGCAAUGGAGGUGAAGAGGAGCAUAGCGAAAGUGGCAUCCAUAAUCUCUGAGGACAAUAAUGGCACAUCGCCUUCUUCAACUGUAUAUGAUAGAAGGACUGAAAUACAGAAGUCUGUUUUGGAACCAAGUUGCCUUAAAAAGGUUUGUGAGCAUCCAAAGGUUGAAUGUUCUCCGAAGAAGCCUAUGGGAGCAAAAGUUUAUUCAUAUGAUGAAACAGAGCCAACUGAUGACGAUGUUAUAAUGCACAUUUUGAGGCUUCGUGGCAAACUUGGCUGGCAAACAAAGUUACCAUCCUGGGAGUAUUUAGCUAGAGAGGCUGAUGUGGCCAGGCUUCAGAAGUUGGCGCUUACGAGACCUUUAUUGCCAAGAGAUAGUGGUGAAUAUAUAUAUUGUCUUCAAAAACACAAGAACAAUCUUAGAGUUCCCUACAACCCAUACAAUUUACAGGCUGUCUCUGCAAGUACAGCUAUGCACAGUAAAGAAUAUUGGACUGUUACAGCGUCUUUCGUGUCUAAGUUUCAUGUAAACCAGAAAUUAGGAGAAAUGGAGGCCACACCCGUACCACGAUGGCUGCGUGAAAGACAUCUGUAUUACAGGUUACUCAACUUGAAUUUAUUUUCCAAUUUCAGAAUGAAGAAAUUCAUUCUGCACUGGAAAAUCAAUGCUGGAAGAAGCAAGGCGAACAAGAGCAAAUCAGUCUGAAUGCAGGUGGUUGUGCAUGUGAAAAGAAUUAAAGAAUCCUCUGAUGCACACUUUA
Molecule: messenger RNA, 1220 nt
Organism: Gallus gallus (chicken)
Lineage: Eukaryota; Metazoa; Chordata; Aves; Galliformes; Phasianidae
Gene: DNAH14
Product: dynein, axonemal, heavy chain 14
Exons: 9
Coding region: 110-1165 (351 amino acids)
Source: RefSeq, a predicted model, not a curated record